Molecule: messenger RNA, 2934 nt
Organism: Tyto alba (common barn owl)
Lineage: Eukaryota; Metazoa; Chordata; Aves; Strigiformes; Tytonidae
Gene: PRRG4
Product: proline rich and Gla domain 4
Exons: 6
Coding region: 82-768 (228 amino acids)
Cellular component (GO): extracellular region
Molecular function (GO): calcium ion binding
Source: RefSeq, a predicted model, not a curated record
GCCCCCGCCCCGGCAGACGCUGCUCCGCCAGCCGCGCUGCCCAGGUCGCCGCCGGAGCCUCGCCAGGACAGAUAUCACGCCAUGUCUGCGGGUUUGGUACUGCUGUGUCAACUACUCACGAUGAUGUUUGCAUUUCCUCUCUGCACAGGGAGGAGAUUAAAUAACUUGAAGCAACCUGAAUGGAAAGAUGUGAUCACAUCAGAAAAGGAGGCCAAUUUAUUCAUUGGACGACAUCUUCUGAAUAACAGAUUUGAUUUUGAAGCAUUCACAGUGGAUAACCUGGAAAGAGAAUGCUUUGAAGAGCUGUGCAAUUAUGAAGAAGCAAGAGAAGUUUUUGAAGACCCUGACAAAACGAUGGAUUUUUGGAAAGACUAUUCAACUAAAGGUCCCAAAAUAAAAAUAGGUGAUGAGACACUACAAAAGGUUAAUGUUACAGGACUUCUCAUCAGUCUAGUUGCUGCUGGAGUACUGUUAGUUAUAUUUGUACUGCUUAUCUUCUACUGCUGCAAAAGUAGAUGUAAAUCGAGGCAACCACCAGGGUACGUGGAUUAUGGAAGAAGUAGAAGACGUAAUUCAUCUAGCAUCUUCAGAAGGCAUGAAGAAUUUUCUUUAAACCCACUGCCUCUCAGAACUGAUGAUUCAGGACUACCAACUUAUGAGCAAGCAGUUACUUCAGAUGGGCAACACGACAUGCCCCCACCCCCUUAUCCAGGGCCCCCAAAAGGAGCACGGGUGUUUAAAAAGUCUAUGUCAUUUCCUGCCCCCUAGUCACAAACCUCCUUCUGGGGUAAGAGGGGAUUACUGAAACAUAACAUACUUUUUUUUUUUUAAAAAGUGUGUGCUACCUUGCAUAUUGCAAGAAAGUCUACAAAAAUGUGAAAGAUCUUUAGCACAACUAGGAAAAAGUGAAGGUCCCAGUUGGGGAAAGUGAUCUGUUGCGAAAGCUUCAGGACUAUUCUUAGCACAAGGUCAUUGUGCUAAGAGGAGGGAAUGCAUACAGAGUAAAUCCUUUACUGCCACCAUCUUUCAUAUGCACUUUGAGCCAUCCCAUCACACUAUUGAUGUUUCAACAGUUUCACUCUUUUAUUUUCCUUCAGAAGGAACAGUAUUUUAAUUAAUUUUAUUGACACUAACUCUUUUUUGUGGCUAUUGAUACUUUAAACGGCCAUAAGAAAUCUACUUUGAUAUAUUCACUUAAUUGCUCUGUGAAGUUUCUAUUCAUUCCAGUGACAGAUUGGAGUAUGAAAAUUAAAACUAUUUCAUGUUUUGAUCUUUCACAUGUGUAUAUAUAUUACUGCUUCUGAAUUAUACUGGUUUGUUUCAGACAAUUCUAGCUAACACACUAAUUAAUUUGUUGUAUUUUUGUGAUCAUAAAUUUGGAUGAAAAGGAACCAUUAACUGCAUGGUACAUUACCCAUUCAAUAUACUUUUAGCAAAUGGUUUUGAUGUUCAGCACUAAAUACCAGGUCAAAGUGAAUAAAUAGAGUACUAUCGGGGUCAGGGGCUGUUAAGCAAAGAGCUAGAGAUUUGUCCCUUGUUAAAAAAAGUACCUAGGCUUCACAGAUAAUGUUUCUCUUAGUUUAAAAAUUUAAGUGUUGAAAAAGACAUUUAGGUGGUUAAAUCAAAGGCCAAAAUACCCCACAGAAGCACUUUGCUUAAGUAUGUAUUGCCCUACUGUUAUGACCAAAUUGUACCUUUAAGUAGAAUGGAACAUCAUAUUGGAUAAAUAACGAAUACCAUCAGAGCAAUAGUUGAGGAUUUUGGGAGGUUAUUGGUUAACUGUAUUCAACACAAUUUUUGUAUCUCUAGUUGUAGCCACUCUUAAUUUUACAUCUUAUUAAAAUAUCAACCCCCAGCAUUAUAUGACCUACAGGUCUUGCUGCGUAAGUCGCAGACCACCAUUGCUGUCCAUUUACCUCCUAGUCCAAUGGCAGUGUAGUGGAAAAGCCUUCCUGUAGCCACAGGAAGCCCUAGUAGAGGGUCUCACAGGCAACAUGUCAGGCUGGUGUUUUCUUGUAUGAGAGCAGCUAUAUGGUUGGACACAUGCAACAAGUUUUUUUUUAAGUAGCAGCAAAUUCCCCCCCAUUUGACCAAUGCUGACAGCAGCAAAUGGUAUUCUUAUUUAGUGCCUGAAAUGCACUUUUUAUUAGAAAGGUUGAGUAUUAUAUGUAACAUUUCACUGACUUGUAUGUUUAACAUGCUGGAAUGUACAGUGCUACUGAAUGACAUGCAGAGGACUGCUAUGAGAUUUUUAAUCUGUAAUUGCUUUUGUAAAUAAGAAAAUGCUCUAUAUCUUGGACUAUAAAGAAGGUAUGCUAUGCAGCAUUUUCAAUGAGGUCUUGGCCUUUGAAAAAUACAUACAACCCAGCUGCUAUCAGUGGACAUGGGACUGUGUCUUAUUCCUAAAGCAUUCCAAAUUUGAUGCUGACAAGUCACAAAUCUCUUUGCAGCUUCUUUCUUGUUGAGAGAUGGAGGAAUCCCCUUGGUGGGAUAGCUUGUUUAGCUUAAGUGAAUUGCAUGAGAUGACUGUUGAUAACCAAACCAGUUACAAUGAAGCAAGGGAAUGCUAAGCUUCUAAAUACAUUUAUCCCAUAUUUCCUUUUCAUUUAGCUAACAUUUUUAAAAUUUGUUAAUGUGCAUCUUAAGCUAUAGAGCGUACUUUUCUGUAGAUUUUUCCUGGGACUCAAGAAUGACUAAUUUAAUGGGACUGAUAGGAGCACUUUCAAGGAAGGGGAUUUCACAGGGCUUAGGAGAGUUCAGAGAUUCUUUAAUGUUGCUACAGUGAUGUACGCAUCUGACAGUCAUGUUUUAAAUAAACUAUAGAAAUUGUACAGCUAUUUAAUCAGUUGAAAUUUUAUUCUUCUACUGUUCUUACAAAUAAUUUGCAAAUGAUCCCAUGCAAUACAAGCAAAAAUCUUGUCCUUGAUAAUUAAU